This is a messenger RNA of Penicillium griseofulvum, 477 nucleotides long. RefSeq lists its product as uncharacterized. The transcript has a single exon. Lineage: Eukaryota; Fungi; Ascomycota; Eurotiomycetes; Eurotiales; Aspergillaceae. The record is from RefSeq and is a predicted model, not a curated record. The coding region runs from base 1 to 477 and encodes 158 amino acids.
AUGUUCAAUAAAGUCCUCCUUGUCGCCGCCCUCAUCGGCUCUACCCUUGCCAAUCCAGUCCCCUCAGACAAAACGAAACUCCUCAAUAAUCCAAAAAAGUCAAAAGCCGACAUGAAGCUUCGUCAUCAUGUCCCUGCUGACGAUGCGUGCAUAGUGGAGGGUAACUUUGGUUACCAUAGUGUGGAGGUCUAUGCAACCAAAGAGUCCAUGCCAAUCGACCAGGUGUGUGGACAGGGAUACUUCGACAACUUUCGUGGACGUUGUGGCGUUAUCUCCAACUGGGGAUGCAAGUUCGUGGACGAGAAUGUGGACAGAGUUGAGGAAAAGGAGAAGAAUGAGGAUCGAAUCACGGGCGCCAAGAUGACCUUCAGCACUGAUGUCUUUUGCUCUGCUAGCGACAUAAUAGAAGCUAUGGGUGCUGCCUCGGCCGCCGACGGGAAGAAACCAAGCGGUUGUGUUAAAAACAAGGGGUGGUAA